CAAGGCCACGUUAGCCGGCCCGAGAGAGCGCCGACGUACAUCGUGGGCUUGAGCGUCAAGAAGAUGAGUGACGUCCAUCCUCCCCCGUAUGCCCCGCCUCCGCCGGCCCAAGGCUUCGUAGGCUUGGGGGGCGCCACGCCUUACCAGGCGGGACCCUCCUCCUACUAUCAGGACCCGCAGCGGUACGUGACCCCCCCGGGUCACGGCGCGCCCUUCUACGCCGCGCCCCAGGGCUGGGAUGCCCACAAGGCCUACGGGGGGCCGCCCAAACAGACGGUGUACGUGGUGGACCAGAGCGAGGGCGCGGGCCACAUCGGCGGCGGCGGCGGAGCUUUGAGAUCGUUGUUGUCAGCGUGCUCCACCCUUCUAUGUUGCUGUUGCCUGUGUGACCUGCUGACACGUCACCUUUGACCUUUCAGCUUUGUCAGUUUCGUCGCCACGGUGACGACGACACUGUCACAUGUUUGCUUUUCGGCUCUCCUUUGACCCCGCAAAGUAAUAAAAUCUUUGACAAGUCCUGAAUGUGUAACAUAUCACAUAGUUAUGUGUAACAUAUCACAUAUUUAUGUAAAACGCGACCUUUUUUUUUUUUUUGGUGCGGGAGUCAUACGCUUCCAUACUCUCGCGACUGUUGCAGUGACAUAAAAACAACCACAGGGGGGCGCCAACGCACCAGUCAUCACUUGGGACCCUGAAGUGGCAUAUUAACUGUAUUGCAUACAUCAAAUCUUAAAUGAUACUCGAGCUCACAGGGUCACGUGACCUUACGUUUGACGACGGCCGACUUCUUCAUUCAAAUGACAACAAUCCAUAAGUGUCGACAAUCAGUGAUCGAAAAUAAGUGGCUUAUUAAUGAUUGUCGGAGGUUGUUGACAAUGUCGUGUUUGCACAUUUCGAAGCUCGCUUGCCCUCUUUCUCUCACUCCAUCUCUUGGGAAUAAAACAUCUCAUGAGGGGCGCACAGUUAUUGAAUGGCACAGCUGUCGCCUCCACAUCUCACACACACACACACACACACCACACACACACACACACACACACACACACACGCACACACACACUGAUGUUUACAACAUGUAGCGAGGAUCAGCCACCGCGGGUCAGAGGUCAACUCGCGCACAGCUGCGCAGCCGCGGGCAACAUGAAGACGAUGAUGAAAACGAAGAAGAAGCUGACGCCAGACGACGAAGACGAGAAUCCUCUUCAAACGGGAAGUGCACGUAACCGUCGUAACAAGACCGGCUGGCCCCCGGGGGGGGGGGGGGGGAGCAAGCCGGGA
Molecule: messenger RNA, 1278 nt
Organism: Syngnathoides biaculeatus (alligator pipefish)
Lineage: Eukaryota; Metazoa; Chordata; Actinopteri; Syngnathiformes; Syngnathidae
Product: cysteine-rich and transmembrane domain-containing protein 1-like
Exons: 5
Coding region: 64-411 (115 amino acids)
Source: RefSeq, a predicted model, not a curated record